UUUGCAAUAUUUUUAUGGUUUUUACUACAAGUUUUCGAUCUUUCUUUUCUAUGAUCAAUGAAAUAAAAGUAUUUUGUUUGUAAAAUGUGCAUGGUACUAUCACAACAUUGUUUAAGAACGUAGAAUUAAAAUUAUAUCAAAAUGACACUUCUUCUGAAGCUUUCAGCAUGGAAAAAUCUAAUAAAAAGAUCAUUUUCACCAAGGAAUCAAAUAAUAACAAUAUCAAAGUUCGAUAUUCAUACGUCGGAAUAUUCUUUCCAUGGUGAAUAUGAAAUGCAAGACCCAAAAUCAGAAGCUGAUAUUGUUAAUGUUACUUUUAUUGAUAAAAUGGGAAAAAGAAUACCUAUAAAAGGGAAAGUGGGAGAUAAUGUACUGUAUUUAGCCCAUAGAUAUGGAAUUGAAAUGGAAGGUGCUUGCGAAGCAUCUCUUGCUUGUACCACUUGUCACAUAUAUGUACAUCAUGAUUAUAUGGAUAAACUCCCAACAGCUGAAGAAAAAGAGGAGGAUUUAUUAGAUUUAGCUCCAUUUUUAAAAGAAAAUUCUAGAUUAGGUUGUCAAAUUAUAUUAACGAAAGAAUUAGAUGGUAUAGAAUUAGAACUGCCUCAAGCAACAAGAAAUUUCUAUGUAGAUGGCCACACACCAGCUCCACAUUAAUAAAUUUUUUCCUUUGUAUUUAGCUUAAUAUGUACAUAUUUUAUUCAUUCAAUUAGUAUAAUUGUAAAUUUAUAUAUUAUUAUAUAUAAAAUGUAAAUGUAGUAUAAAUUGAGUAUUAUGUAACACAUAAGUUAUUUCUUUCUUUUUUUUUUUAUAUUUUAGUGAUCAGUGAUUAAUGAAAACAUAUUUUCAGAAUGUACUGUAAUGUAUUUCAUAAACUUUUAGAACAACAAACUUAAUUUAUAUGACAUUUUGUCAUGAUACAAUAUAUUUAUUUCUUAUACAUUUGGAUUAUGAUACAUAUUUUUAAUUACAAUGAUACAAGAUUUAAACAUUUAUGAUAUAAUGAAUCUGUAAAUUAAAAUUGUAUUUGUUAAUCUUGCAGCAUUUACAUUAUCAGUGAAAAUACCCUAUAAGUUUUUUUGCAAACUGAUCGUUUUUGAGCACUGCCACUAAUUUGUUUACAUGUUUUCCAUUUCUGGCAGGCACCACUUUUAUGCAUUUUCCCAGUUUGACAACUUUCACAAUAACUUUAUGUAUACAUAUUCUCUAUAUGUGCAUACGUUCCCACGUUCAUUAGCUCGUUAUAUAUGCUUACGCAACUUGCGCUUCUUUUCAUGCAUCCACACAUAUCAGUGUCGAUAAUUAUUAUCAUCAACAUUGUCAUAUAAUUAUCGUACAAACUAUAUUUAUUUAUAUUUUCUGCUCAUUAUUGAUCACUAUAAUUAUAGACACGUUAUAAUAUCUCAGAUCAAUCGCAACCUACAGUCAUACUUGAUAAGUAAAAGAAUUUAAAUAGAAGUACAUUCACACAAUGUCAUACAAAACUACACUGUGAAUAUGAUUAUAUAUGUAUCUCUCAUUUGGUAUGAGUCAUCACAACGGACUUAUUGAAAAAAUAAUUUUUUGUACUUAUUUGUAAUUAAAAACGGGUCAUGAUAUUUAAUUAAAUAUUGUACAGAAAGAAACUGUCUACAUUACAUAAUGUAUCAAUGGAAUACUUUGAAUCAAUAAAAAUAAAAAAUUUGUUUGAUAUCAAAAUUAAACUCGAUUUUCUAUGGCAGUAAACAAUUUAAUAUUUACAUAGAUUGCAAAUUUUUAAAUAAAAUUCUUUCGAAUUUUGUGAAUUUGUAAUUCUAAAGAUGUUUAUAUAAAAUUUCCUGUAUAAAAUAAAUCCUGACUGAUAUUAAUCGAUUUACGAUAAACGCAUAUUGUAUAUAGAAAGCCUAAUUAUACCACUUUUGUUGUGUAUCUCCCUGAGCUUAUUAAGUAAAAGUAUAAAUACAAUUUUUCAUAUUAUCAAAAUGAAAGAUCAUUAUUUUCUUGGAAGUAUCUUUAUUAUAAGUUGUAUUUGAUACUCUCCUUCUCUUCUGUUAAAAGAAUUAGCAUGUACAAAUUUAAAUUUAAUUUAGUAGUUACAUGUACUAUAUUAAAUGUAUCUUAUCUUAUACAACACAAAACUGUUGCUUUCAAAACUAAGAUCUAUAUUAUAUUUAUUAAUGAGAUAUUAAUAUAUGAAAAACGAAUAUAUUGUAAUAUAAAAAUUGACUUUAUGAAUAAGAGAGUGUUGCUGUCUAGAGAUAUUAAAUCCAUUAUUAAAUGGAUAUUUCUGCCCUUUAUCUGUCUAUUUAAAUUUAAAUUUUGUAGGUUUUUACAAAUUAUUUGUGAAGUAAACAAAUAUAAUAAAAUUAUUAGAAACAUUAGAAAACCAUAGCGUUCAUAUAUAUGUAUAUAUAUAUUAAAAAAUGAUACGAAGCUCAGAGAGAUAAAAUAUUAUGAUAUCAUUAAGUAUAAUCAUGAAGUAAUCAACUCACAAAAGCAGAUAUAAGGUUUGUUAUGCCAAUGCAAUUUGUAAUAUUUAAUCAUGUCAUAUAAGAUUAGUAAAUUAUAACAGAUAUUUUAAUAUCUAAUGUUAAAUAAGAAAUAUAAAAAAUAUUUUAGAUCGGAUUAAGAAUAAAAGAGAAAUAAAAUAAUUAAAACUAAUUGAGAUUAAAUAUGUAUAAUACAUUACGUCAAAUAAUACAUUAUAUCAAAUAAUUUUAACUAUUUGUUAAUAAAACUACAUUAACUGCACAGAUAUACAAGAUUUAUACAUACAUGACAAAAUUUUCAGCAUAAGACAAUUUUGACAUAAAAAAGAGUUUUAAUUAAUAAAUGAACUAAACACAUAAAUUAUUAUUAUUGGACUAGAAACAUAAGACAUAUUAAAACUUAUUGAACAAUAUUAAUUAAUUCUUCUCUUUAUGUAUGUUUUUAAAAUACAUAUUUCUCCUUUUAAAUUAAUUAAGUGUGUCUGCAAAAGUCUUAUUAAUCAAGCCAUUUAGUAAUUAAUUUACUUUGUUAUUCCAAAGCAGCAUCUGACUUUAUCGCAUAUGUAUUAGAAAUUGUAUUUCAAAAAUGAUGUAAAAACACCCUACAACAUUUAGAUCAUGUUCAUUGAUUCUAUCUAUCAUGUCACUUUAGAAGCUUCAAUUUUAAAUUAUUAGUUUUUCUGCAUUACCAUUUAUAAUUAUGUAGUAUGAACCAGAAAACAAUUAUGCUUUUGUGUUGCGCUUAAAGAUUUAUAGCAAUUUAAUGAGAUCAGAAUUAAUUCUUUGCCAACUAAAAUUUGAAUACAAAAUAUGGAUUCUUAAAACAAAUAAACCUUUAAAGCCACACAUUAUGGUUUAUAAAGCCAAUUACUUAUAAAGCAUACAUAAUCAGAUUAUCGAUAAGCGGAAUUAUUGCUAAAAACCAACCACGACCUUCUUUUAAAAAUAUCUUAUUCUCCUAAAUAUGCAACAAUGAUAUAUUAAUAUCAUUCAAUUAUUGUAAAAUAUAUAGAAUGAAACGAAUUACCUCCUAAUUACUAAUGUAAUUAAAAAAAUAAUUAGGUAUGCAAAUAAUGCAAUAAAUCAGAAUCUUUUAAAAAAUGCCAUAUACAUGUAUGUAUAGGUAUCUUAAAGAACUAUAAUACACUAUAAAAUAGAAAGUUUCACGUCUCUGUAAACAAUCUAUUUUAUGCAAACCAAGUUUACUAUCCUUCAAUAUAGAUAUAGUUAGUUUUAAACUGAAAAUAUAUUCCAAUAUACAUAAUAAGCCUCAAACUGACAAUACAUGUACUUAAAGUUUCUUAUACUUAUCUUCAUUGUGCAUGAAGUAACAAUAAAAUUGGUAGUACUAAAAGUACCAUGCUAGUAAAUAGUAAAUACUGAUAUUAUUUAGCAUUUAACACUGUGCCAACAUAGUAGCAUAAGAAGUUCCAUUUAACAGAUAACUGACUAUGUAGUUUAUAUAAAUAUUAAUAUUUUGUAAAUACAAAGAGCAUAAUACAAAAAAUCCUUAAGAACAGAAUUGCAUGUUAGUGAUAUAUAAACAAAAUUAUAUUCUACUACAUAUAUUCACAAUCAUUCCCGAAUGAUCGUAUAAUUUCUUUAUAAAACAUGAUACAAUUUUUAGUCAUUAAUUUCAAUACAUAUUUGUGAAAGUGCAACUAGCUUCUACCAACCAGUUUGUGCUAAUUACCAAAAGAGAUUUAAAAUCUAUACUUGAAUAAAAAUUGAAUAAAAAUUGAAUUUGAUUCAAAUUAUUUUUUCUAGUAAAAUUAUAUAAAAUGCUAAAAAGACAAAUUUGUCAAUAUUGACAAUAUUGGAUUCA
This is a messenger RNA of Bombus pyrosoma, 4290 nucleotides long. It is a transcript of the gene Fdx1, whose product is annotated as adrenodoxin-like protein 1, mitochondrial. Gene Ontology annotation, cellular component: mitochondrion. The transcript is spliced from 4 exons. Bases 142 to 654 code for a protein of 170 amino acids. Gene Ontology annotation, molecular function: 2 iron, 2 sulfur cluster binding. The record is from RefSeq and is a predicted model, not a curated record. NCBI's taxonomy places the organism in Eukaryota, Metazoa, Arthropoda, Insecta, Hymenoptera, Apidae. Gene Ontology annotation, biological process: P450-containing electron transport chain; positive regulation of oxidoreductase activity.